AUGCCGUACCUGGAAGAUGGCGAGACCUGGUCUGCAGACUACGAUGUCGCUGAGCAAGGCAUGGCGGAGAACAGGCCGGGACACCGGAAGUUCUCCAGCUACCGGCUGCCGACCUGGGCGAAGCAUCCCUUGACCCAUCCUUUCAACGGCAUCGUCACCGGACCCAAGGACUACAUGUAUGCCGCCGGUGAUGGUUUCGUGAACCCCCUCGGCUGGUCGGAUGCCCACAUUGCCUGCAAGUACGGCGACGUCACGAUGCUGGAGCGCAGCACCCCCGAGGCCCUCAGCAGACCAACCUCCAUGGGCGACCUUCCAGCUCAUUACGCCGUCAUGUACGGCAUGCCCUGGUGCUUAGCAAAGCUCGUAGAGCUCGGUGCCGACACGAUGUCUCCCAACAACGCCGGCGACACCCCCGAAACGAAGAUAUGGAAAGUCAAAGAGCUCCAUGCCCAAGAACAGGAGUGGCUUUUCCAGGCUCUCAAGGGCGAGUUGAGUGAGAAGAACUCGGUAAAGGCGCAAGA
Symbiodinium sp. CCMP2456 is the source of this 521-nucleotide messenger RNA. Lineage: Eukaryota; Dinophyceae; Suessiales; Symbiodiniaceae. The record is from the annotation of a GenBank genome assembly.